This is a messenger RNA of Hippopotamus amphibius kiboko, 2261 nucleotides long. RefSeq names its product complement C5a receptor 1 (gene C5AR1). NCBI's taxonomy places the organism in Eukaryota, Metazoa, Chordata, Mammalia, Artiodactyla, Hippopotamidae. The transcript has 2 exons. Gene Ontology annotation, biological process: complement receptor mediated signaling pathway; positive regulation of cytosolic calcium ion concentration; phospholipase C-activating G protein-coupled receptor signaling pathway. The record is from RefSeq and is a predicted model, not a curated record. Gene Ontology annotation, cellular component: plasma membrane. Bases 134 to 1183 code for a protein of 349 amino acids. Gene Ontology annotation, molecular function: G protein-coupled receptor activity; complement component C5a receptor activity.
ACGAGAACCCCAGUGGGGAAGGACGGGUCAUUUCCUCCCCGGCUAUCUGCACCCUCCCUUGGGGCUUUAAAAACCACAGCCUUCAGGCAGGAGAGAGCCUCUAACCAGCAGAGAACCCAGGGAAGGCUUGAAUAUGGACGCCAUGGCUUCCGUGACCCCGGAUUAUGAUUAUGGCAACUUUACCUAUAACCCCAACAGCUCAGUGGAUAACUCUUCCAAAACCCUCACGCUGGGCACUCCAGAUAAGAUCGCCCUGGUGAUUUUUGCGACCGUCUUCCUGGUGGGAGUGCCGGGCAAUGCCCUGGUGGUCUGGGUGACGGGAUUCGAGGUCAAGCGAACCAUCAAUGCCAUCUGGUUUCUCAACCUGGCAGUGGCCGACCUCCUCUCCUGCCUGGCACUGCCCAUCUUGUUUGCAUCUGUGGUCCAGCACGGCCAUUGGCCCUUCGGUGACGCUGCCUGUAAAAUCCUGCCCUCUCUUAUCCUGCUCAACAUGUACGCCAGCAUCUUGCUCCUGACCACCAUCAGCGCCGACCGCUUCCUGCUGGUGUUUAAUCCCGUCUGGUGCCAGAACUACCGAGGGGCCCACUUGGCCUGGGUGGCCUGCGUUAUGUCCUGGGGCUUGGCUCUGCUGCUGAUCAUACCUUCCUUUAAGUUUCGUAAGGUUCACGUAGAGCACUUCCCGCCCUCGACGAUGUGUGUGAUUGACUACGGUAAAAACGGUUUCUACGCAGAGAGGUCUGUGGCCGUCCUCCGGCUGGUCGUGGGCUUCCUGGGGCCGCUGGUCACGCUUACAGUCUGUUACACUUUCCUCCUGAUCCGGGCGUGGAGCCGCAGUGCUACCCGCUCCACCAAGACGCUGAAGGUGGUGGUGGCAGUGGUGACCAGCUUCUUUGUCUUCUGGUUGCCCUACCAGGUGACAGGGAUGAUGCUGUUUUUUUUACACAAGAAUGGCAUCAAAUUCGUGUCCACUUUGGAUGCCCUGUGUGUCUCCAUAGCUUAUAUCAACUGCUGCAUUAAUCCCAUCAUCUAUGUGGUCGCUGGCCAGGGCUUUCAAGCACGGGUCCUUAAGUCCCUCCCCUCCAGGCUCCGGUAUGUGUUGACUGAAGAGAGUGUGGGCCGGGAGAGCAAGUCCAACACACUCUCCACGAUGGACACCCCGGCGCUGAAGAGCCAGGCAGUGUAAACGGAGGCCUCUCCGGCCACCGUUUUUCCGGCGCUCCACCAAACUUCUGGUCCGUUGACUUUGCUUUUUGGAUCUCAGCCCUUGGUGAGGUGGGUGGUGUUGGUUGAGUGAAUUUGCCUCCAUUCCUUCCACCUUUCUUGGACUUGUCCUUCCUCUUCCAGGCGAACCCUUCCCGUCACUUCUCAUUUCCAAGAUGAACACAUCCUUCUAGGGACCGCCCAGCCUUUCUUUCCAUCCAAAGACUUUAGAAAACAAACAGCAACCAGUAUACCUGGAGUCCUCUGGUGUGCAGAGUGUGAAUAUCUUAGAUACAUAGAACCUAGAGAGAUAGAAACAUUCUAACCUUGAAAAAAAGAGUUCUGUAUUUAUUUCAUGGCGAGUUGGCAAAAAAAAAAAAAAAAAGUGUAACUGGCAUCUCAGAAGUUAUUCUUCUUUAGGACAAAGUAAAAGUCCAUGGACGUAUCUCAGCUUUUGGAAGUGAGUUGAUUUAAAGAAAAACAGUAAGUUGGUAGGUUACUUCACUGGCUUUAAAAAAAAAAAGUAUUAAGUAAAAAGAUGUUAUGCGGUUAUGGUGAAAAGCAAGAAGUGAGGAAGGUACUUAGGGUUGGGAAAUACUGGUUGGGCCCCUCCAGGGAAUGGGCUCUCAGGGAAAUUUGCUGUUUUACAUUGCCAACUGCUGUUUUGUUUCUGCUGGAAAAAAAAAUUAAACGUUUUGUUUUGAUCUCAUUUAGAUCCUCAUGAGGUUGGGUUGUAAGUAAUGAGUGAUCCUGUGUACCUUUGACCUGUUUCCUGCAAUCAGAACAUCUUGCAAAAUGACAUUACAAUAUCACAACCAAGAUGUUGACAUGCAUAUGGUCAAGGUGCAGGACAUUUUCGUCACCACCAGGAUCCCUCAUGACACCCUUUUCUAGCCACCCCCACUCCCUCCACGCUCUCCAGCCUUCUCCCGAGCCCCUGGCAACCAUGAAUCUGCUCCCCAUCUCUGUAACUUGGUCCUUUCAAGGAUGUUGUAUCAAUGGACUCAUACAUAUGUAACAUAAAAGCAUGUAACCUUUGGACUUUAAAUAAAACUAAUGUG